This is a messenger RNA of Geodia barretti, 288 nucleotides long. Lineage: Eukaryota; Metazoa; Porifera; Demospongiae; Tetractinellida; Geodiidae. The record is from the annotation of a GenBank genome assembly.
GUUCGUUAACCAUUUGUAUGAUGACUGAGAGUAAGAUCAUAGAUAAUAUAGCGGAACAACUAUCUAUGGUAAGAUCAAAGGAAUUCCAGCCAGUCCAAACAACGUACCCGUGCUUCCUGCUGAGUUUACGGGUAGUUACCCUCGGCGCGCAUGCGCAGCGAGGGUACUGUAGUUGGGUAUGUCUGUGUGUGUGUGUGUGUCUGUUACUCUCAAUCUCACUUCACGAGUGUCUGUUCGUCUCACAAAGGAUACGACCUACUUAACGGGCAAUGAAGGUCAGACAAUAUG